Macroventuria anomochaeta is the source of this 1254-nucleotide messenger RNA. RefSeq names its product DUF159 domain protein. The record is from RefSeq and is a predicted model, not a curated record. Gene Ontology annotation, molecular function: single-stranded DNA binding. The transcript has 4 exons. NCBI's taxonomy places the organism in Eukaryota, Fungi, Ascomycota, Dothideomycetes, Pleosporales, Didymellaceae. Gene Ontology annotation, biological process: DNA damage response. The coding region runs from base 1 to 1254 and encodes 417 amino acids.
AUGUGUGGCAGAUACGCGCUGGCCUUGCGGCCAUCAGAGGUGCGCCAACAGCUUGAGCAGUCGCAGAUGCCUGUCGAAGAAGCUCCAAAUGACGACGAUGUACGCCAAUCCUACAACUUUGCGCCUGGGUACCACGGACUUGUGUACCGAGCAGAAGGUCACGAGCAUGGUGGCUGUAAGGAGAAAGAUCACGAAAACGAAGGAAAAUCCAAAGAGGAAGGCGCGACAGAUACCAAGUACAAGCUGCAGUCAAUGCAAUGGGGCCUUGUACCGUUCUGGACGAAGCGUAACCCUGACUACGGAUCCAAGAUGAAGACUAUCAAUUGCCGGGACGACUCACUGUUCGAAGACCGCGGUAUGUGGACGACUAUGAAGAAGCAAAAGCGCUGCAUCAUAGUCGCACAAGGCUUCUACGAGUGGCUCAAGAAAAACAAUGGCAAGGAGAAGAUUCCACACUUCACCAAGCGCAAGGAUGGGCAGCUCAUGUGCUUCGCUGGACUCUGGGACCGUGUUCAGUUUGAAGACAGCAACGAGCCACUGUACACCUAUACCAUCAUCACGACAGAUUCAAACAAGCAGCUCAACUUCCUGCACGACCGAAUGCCAGUCAUCCUCGACAACGGCUCCGACGCCAUACGGACCUGGUUGGAUCCUAAUCGUACGGAGUGGAGCCACGAUUUGCAGUCAUUACUGAAGCCAUAUGACGGAGAGCUUGAAUGUUACCCUGUCAGUAAAGACGUGGGCAAAGUGGGCAACAACUCGCCAUCAUUCUUGAUACCCAUCGAUAGCGCCGAAAACAAGAACAACAUCGCCAACUUCUUUGGUAACCAACGAAAGCUUGCGAAGAAGACCGAUACGACGGACAUCAACAAAACGGAGCAUGACCUCGAAAAGUCCACGACUGAGAAUGGGCAUGUCAAAAUCGAACACGACUCCAAUGAAACUCGUGACACCACAAACCGCGUGGAGGGUACCGAAGACAAUGCGCCACUACCUGUUCCAAAAAAAUCGCCCUCGCAAGUUGCGGAAGUUAAACAAGGCAUCAAACGAGAAGCAGAGGAUGAAAGUCCUACAACAGGUGAACCACAGGCGAAGCGCAACAAGACGGCUUCACCCCAGAAGCAUGAAUCUCCCGUGAAGACACCUGCAAAGAAGCAAGGUACACGCAGUGCCACAAGUAACGGUAGUGCAGCAAAGACAUCAGUGAAGAGCGACGGGAAUGCGAGGAUCACAUCCUUCUUUAGCAAUAAGUGA